Molecule: messenger RNA, 1422 nt
Organism: Aspergillus nomiae NRRL 13137
Lineage: Eukaryota; Fungi; Ascomycota; Eurotiomycetes; Eurotiales; Aspergillaceae
Product: alpha-mannosyltransferase
Exons: 1
Coding region: 1-1422 (473 amino acids)
Biological process (GO): mannan biosynthetic process
Cellular component (GO): Golgi apparatus
Molecular function (GO): alpha-1,2-mannosyltransferase activity
Source: RefSeq, a predicted model, not a curated record
AUGGCCCCCUCCCGCCCACAAGGCCGGCGGCGAACGACGCUCCUUGCCCUGGGUCUAGCGGCCAUCUUCAUCUGGCUCUUCUCCCACUAUCGGUCACACUCAGACAAACACAGUAGUCAUGUCAGCGCAGUCGCCCACGGCGAGUUCUGGCGACAGUUCCAGCCCCUAUUGAUACAAUGGGGACCCGGCUGCGAUCCCCCAGAGCGACUCGCCAAGGCAGACUCGGUCGGCUUCGACCCCCAAAACACCGAACAGCCCCCCAACCUCACUGUAAUGCCCGACGAAGACGUCCUGAAAAUGAAACACGCGCACCGCAAAUUCGUGCACGCCAUCGCCAAGGAGCCGCCAGCACUAGCCUACCAGCCCGGCACGCGGGGGAUAGUCUCGACCGCGGGCGGCUCGUAUCUACCCGUGCUGGUCAUCUCCCUGCGGAUGCUGCGCCAGACAGGGUCGGAGCUACCCAUGGAGGUCUUCCUGGCCGACUGGGACGAGUACGACGGCUACAUCUGCCAGGUAGUGCUGCCAUCGCUGAACGCCAAGUGCGUGCUGCUCUCCGAGAUCCUGGACACGGUGCCGGACAGCAAGACCAAGAUCGAGAAGUACCAGUACAAGCCGUUCGCCAUGCUCUUCUCGUCGUUCGAGGAGAUCCUCUUCCUGGACGCGGAUGCGUUCCCUCUCCAGAAGCCGGAGCAGGCCUUCACCAGCGAGCCCUUCACGUCCAAGGGUCUGAUCACCUGGCCGGAUUUCUGGGGCCCCACGGCCUCGCCGCUGUACUACACCAUCUCGGGGCAGGAAAGACCGCCACCGAAUAUCCGGCAGUCGACGGAGUCGGGCGAGGUGUUUAUCUCGAAGCGCUCGCAUCUCCAGACCCUGCUGCUCGUCGCCUACUACAACUACUGGGGUCCCGGGUACUACUACCCGCUGCUCUCGCAGGGCGCGGCCGGCGAAGGCGACAAGGAGACCUUCCUGGCGGCUGCGACGGUCCUCGACGAACCCUUUUACCAGGUCAGUGAGCCCAUCCGCGCGCUGGGCCGACACACGAACGAUGGAUUCGCCGGCUCGACCAUGGUUCAGUAUAGCCCGAUGGAGGACUACGCCUUGACGAAGAAGGGCGAGUGGCGCAUCAAGGGGGCCCGCGUGCCGCCGCCGAAACCGUUCUUCGUGCAUAUCAACUUCCCCAAGUUCAAUCCCGCCACGGUGUUCGCGGAGAACGGGCCCGUGCUGAAGGAGGAUGGCAGUUAUACGCUGGCGUGGACGGCGCCUGAGGAGGUGAUUGAGUCGUUUGGGCCGGAUCUGCAGCGGCGGCUGUGGGGGGAGAUUCGGUGGACGGCUUGUGCGCUCGAGGGCAAGAGUAUUAGCUGGAAGGGGCAGACGGGGAUCUGUGAAAAGGUGGAUGAUUACUGGAAUACCAUCUUCCGUUAA